Messenger RNA from Numida meleagris (helmeted guineafowl), 3055 nucleotides. RefSeq names its product solute carrier family 7 member 3 (gene SLC7A3). Gene Ontology annotation, molecular function: amino acid transmembrane transporter activity. Gene Ontology annotation, biological process: amino acid transport; transmembrane transport. Gene Ontology annotation, cellular component: plasma membrane. The record is from RefSeq and is a predicted model, not a curated record. The transcript has 13 exons. Bases 561 to 2474 code for a protein of 637 amino acids. NCBI's taxonomy places the organism in Eukaryota, Metazoa, Chordata, Aves, Galliformes, Numididae.
CCCAGCACACGGGACAGACGGCAGCGACUUGUCCAGGCACCUGAGCUGCUGGGCAGUGGUAUUUAGAGCGCUUGCACAAAUGGAUUUUUUAACUCCUUGUAUUUAAAAUAAACGUGUCUUUUCUUGCAGUGCUGCUUGCUGUCUGCUCUCGGAGGCCUAGUGCCCUGCGCUGCCCGCUCUUCCCCAAGGGGCUGGGCAGAGGGGACAGCUCUAUCUCAGGCUUCUGCCAGGCCAGACUUUGGGUCUGCUGCAUGCAGGGAGGAGGCAGAUGGUGGUGGUGGACUGAAGCACGGCCUGGCUGCAGGCAGGCCUUUCUGGACAAGUCCAGGGGUCGGGCAUUUCCUCACAGCGCUGUGCCGGGGAUGCCCCGGUGCUGCCCCAUUGCAGCCCCCACGCCGCCGUUGCCCACGCACCGCAGGGAGCGUGGCUUUUUCAGCGGGGCCGUGCCACGUGGCGGAGCCGGGGGAGGGCAAAGAAGCGCGGCGGGUGCCGGCAGCGAGAUAGCACGGAGCUUCUCUACCUGAGCCGGCCUCUGAGCAGCCGAGCGGCGAGAGGAUAAAAUGUUCGGGGGAAAAAUGAGCAGCCUUGGGAAGAAGCUGAUCCGCCGGCGCGUGGUGGAUCUGAGCUCCGAGGAGACGCGCUUUGCACGCUGCCUCUCCACGCUGGACCUCAUCGCCCUGGGGGUGGGCAGCACGCUGGGCGCCGGCGUGUACGUGCUGACCGGGGAAGUGGCCAAGGAUACGGCCGGUCCGUCCAUCGUCCUCUGCUUCCUGGUGGCCGCGCUGUCGUCGAUACUGGCCGGGCUCUGCUAUGCGGAGUUCGGAGCCCGUGUCCCCAAGACCGGCUCUGCCUACCUCUACAGCUACGUCACGGUUGGUGAGAUCUGGGCUUUCACCACCGGAUGGAACCUCAUCCUGUCCUACGUGAUAGGCACAGCCAGCGUGGCCCGAGCCUGGAGCGCGGCGUUCGACAACAUCAUCGGGAACCAGAUCUCCACCUUCUUCAUGAACAAGACCACGCUGCACCUGCCGGGGGUGCUGGCCGAGCGCCCGGAUUUCUUCGCGUUGAUCCUGAUCGCUCUGCUCACUGCACUGCUGACCUUCGGCGUCAGCGAGUCGGCCCUGGUGAACAAAAUCUUCACGGCGGUGAACCUGCUGGUGCUGGCCUUCGUCUUCAUCGCCGGCUGCAUCAAGGGAGACAUCAAGAACUGGCAGCUCACGCUGGAGGACUACGUCAACCUCACAGGCCCGCAUGAGCCAGAGGAGGACAGAAUGAAAGCCUUCGGCUCCGGUGGGUUUGUUCCCUUUAAGCUGGAAGGGAUCCUGAUGGGCGCUGCCACGUGUUUCUAUGCCUUCGUGGGUUUCGACUGCAUCGCCACCACAGGGGAGGAAGCCAGGAACCCGCAGCGCUCCAUCCCCAUUGGCAUCAUCGUGUCCCUCCUCAUCUGCUUUGUGGCCUAUUUUGGGGUCUCUGCGGCCCUCACGCUGAUGGUGCCCUACUUCCGUCUGAAUAAGAAGAGCCCGCUGCCCGAGGCUUUCAAGGAGGUGGGCUGGGAGCCUGCCCGCUAUGCCGUCGCCAUCGGCUCGCUCUGUGCACUCUCCACCAGCUUGCUGGGCUCCAUGUUUCCCAUGCCACGUGUGAUCUACGCCAUGGCAGAGGAUGGGCUGCUCUUCAAGUUCCUCUCCAGAAUCAACAGCCGCACAAAGACUCCUCUCUCAGCCACCAUCACCUCAGGGCUGCUCGCAGCGGUGUUGGCCUUCCUGCUUGACCUGAAAGACCUGGUGGAUCUCAUGUCGAUCGGCACGCUGCUGGCCUACUCCCUGGUCGCUGUGUGCGUGCUCAUCCUCCGGUACCAGUCUGGGCAGUUGAACUCCCCGAAGGCCAUGGAGAUGCUGGAGCUGAAUGGGAACGAGGAGGAGAGGGUCGUCAUGAACCCAAACAUCACUGCCACGGGCACCAAACAGAAGGAGAUGCUGUCCCUUGCAGCGCUCUUCAAUCCAUCUGCAGACGCUCCCACGGCGCUCUCAGGGCGCAUCGUGUAUAUCUGCGUCUCGAUCAUGGCUGCGCUGGUCACGGUCAUCUGUGUGGUGCUGACCCUCAAGGUGAAGGCGCUGAAGGAGGCCAACGUGGCCUGGAUCUUGGUCCUGGUGCUACUCCUCGUGGCUCUGCUCAUCCCCACCAUCAUCAUUUGGAGGCAGCCACAGAGCAAUGUGCGGUUGAACUUCAAGGUACCUUUCCUCCCGCUCCUGCCACUCUGCAGUAUCUUCGUUAACAUCCUGCUGAUGGUGCAGCUGAGUACUGGCACCUGGGUGCGCUUUGCCAUAUGGAUGGCUGUGGGUUUUGUGAUAUACUUUGGCUACGGCAUUCGGAACAGCGUGGAAGGGAAAAAUGCAAAAGAGCUUCGAGGUGCCACGACCGAGAACCCUCUACACCACCCGGGGAUGGAGCUCAGCCCUGGGGCUGCUGCGAUCUGAGAGGCGGUGGCUGAGAUCGACAUCGGUACUCGGAGGACUCUCAGUAUUGCAGUGCUGGUACGGGACCAUAGACCGCUCAGCACAGCCAUCCCGUGGGGCCUGAGCCCAGAGUCUGCCGUGCGCUGCCCUUUCCCCUUGCUGAGCAGAGGUCGCGGAGAGGAAACCCCGGGCUGGGGGAACGCUGGUGGCCCGGGGGCUGCUCCCGCCCCUCCGAGGGGCAAUGACACCGGUACGGCCCUCCCAGUGUGAAAGCUGCUGUCACAUGCUGUUUCUCCUGCCCACGGUACAUUCCAUGUGAUGGUACUGCUGUAUUCAUGGCAAUGCAGUCGUGACUGAGGUUGGAAGCGCCUCGUCCUGGUACUGCCCGGUGCCUUGCAGCAGCACAGGGCUCAGCGCCCGCAGCCCCAAUCCGAUCCCACGCCCGCGCUGAGCCCUGCGCUGCCAGGCCCGUGUUGCUUGGUGUGAGCAUCACACUCAGCUGCUCGUAAUGCUGUCUGCAGUGUAGACAUGAGUGUCCAGCCUCGUAUGCCUCGGUACAAUUGGAAUUUCAGUGUCAAUUUUUAUACUUAUUGAAGUCUAAA